AAGCCAUUAUAACUAAAUGAAUGGAUUUGGGCAAGAGAGCUUUUAGAGGUGUAGGUAUCAAAUAGAAAAAAGAAGGGAUGCAAAGUGCUAAAACUGAAUUAGACGAGGGGGAAAAGCCAAAUAUGGUUUGUGUGUGAGAAGUUCGGAGAAGCUCUUCUGCUACUGGGAACUGGGUAGCCAAGAGUUUUGCCAGAAGCCAUGGAAGCAGCAAAACGCAAGCGAAACUCUGCCGAAUACGAAGAUGAUGAAUACGAAACCUUCAGACUGCCGCCGCCAUCCUCCGCCGCCACAAACGGCGGCAUCGACCUAUCACUACUCGAAGCCCUAGAAAAAUCUCAACAAAACCCCGUGGAAGCUCUCGAUCUCAAGACAGUGAAAAAAUUUGUCCUUUCAUUCGAACGCCGUCUUAAGGAAAACAUUGCUGCCCGUCUCAAGUACCCGGAUCAACCCGAGAAGUUCGCGGAUUCCGAAGUCGAGCUCCACGAAGAAAUCGAAAAGCUUAAAAUCGUCGCUGGAGGCCCAGAGUUUUACCCGGAGCUUGUAAGUCUCGGCACCGUUGCUUCAGUCACCAGCCUCCUCAAUCACGAAAACACGGAUAUCGCUAUUGACGUUGUCGGCUUAUUACAAGACCUAACUGACGAGGAUGUUCUCGAGGACAACGACGAGCCGGCGCAAGUGUUAGUUGAUGCAUUGGUGGAGAACAAUGCGUUAGAAUUACUCGUUCAGCUUCUAGGAAAAUUGUCCGAUUCCGAUCCCGACGAGUCCGCCGCCAUUUACAGUAUACUCGCGACUAUUGAGAAUUUCAUUGAAGUGAAAACCUCGGUGGCUGAGCUAGUAUGCGAAAGGACGAAGUUAAUGAAGUGGUUAUUGACAAGGAUAAAAGUUAGAGAAUUUGAUGGAAACAAGCAGUAUGCAUCGGAGAUUUUGGCGAUUCUGUUGCAGAGCAGCGCGGGGAAUCAGAAGAGAUUAGGGCAAUUGAACGGUGUGGAUGCAUUGUUACAAGCUGUGGCAAUGUAUAAAUCAAAGGACCCUAAGUCGCCAGAUGAGGAGGAGAUGGUGGAGAACUUGUUUGACGCGUUGUGCUGUUUGUUAAUGCCGUUGGAGAAUAAGGAGAGGUUUGUGAAAUCUGAAGGAGUAGAAUUGAUGAUCAUUAUAAUGAAUCAGAAGAAAAUGUGUUAUGGGUCGGCUAUAAGGGCUUUAGAUUUUGCUAUGACUAAUUAUCCUCCAGCAUGUGAGAGGUUUGUGGAUGUAAUGGGGUUAAAGACUGCUUUUCCAGCUUUCAUGGGUAAGAUACCUCUGAGCAAAAAGAACAAGAAACGCUACAAAGAAGAACUGGAAGAGCGUCUUGUAUCAUUAGUUGCUUCCUUAUUUGGAGGAAUCUUGAGAGGUUCUAGAAGGGAUAGAUUGUUAAGUAAGUUUGUGGAGAACGAGUGCGAAAAAAUUGACAGGCUUAUGGAACUCUACAUGAGAUAUUCCAAUAGAGUGAAACUUGAGGCUGAACGGUUUGACCAGCUAGAACUUGAUGAUUUUGAGAUGGAUGAAGAUGAGAAGUACAAUAGGAAGUUAGGAGCUGGACUUUACACUCUUCAGGUCAAAAAUUUUGUGGCAUCUUUAUUUUUGUACCUAUCAUCUCUUCUACGGCACAUUACCACCUCAGAUCUUUGGCAUUCUUAUCGUCCUUCCUUUUUCUCCCUGAUCCUGCAGUUGAUAGCUGUUAUCCUGGGUCAUCUUUGGACCUCUGAGCAUCCUCGUAUCAGAGCAAGGAUUGAACUUUUGCUAAAGCAACAAAAGCUGACUAAGCAAGACGUAAAAGAUAUACUUCAGGAAUAUCAUGACAACAUAGGAGAUCUGGAAGGGCCAGAAGAGAAGGAAAGGGCACAAUCCAAGAUUCAAAGGUUCAUCUUGGCCUUUUGACCCAUGAUAUGGUUCAACAGUCAGAGCACAAGUUUUAUCCUUAGAAUGCUGUGUUGACUCUGGCUAUUUGAAAUGCGCAUUGAGAUUUUAUAUGCUCAGUUGUCUACAGUUGGCCACAUCACUGUAUUCGUUCAUGUAAUGUGUAAGAGCUCAGAGCUGUCAUCAGUUAUUGAGGGUUAACAUUUUUGGCUUAAUUUGUUCGUAUUGAAUGGAAGUGUAAUUUGCAAUACUUCAAUUAGUCGUUUUACCUACUGUAAGUGUAGUGCUUUGUGGAGCUUGUUAGUA
Messenger RNA from Nicotiana tabacum (common tobacco), 2199 nucleotides. NCBI's taxonomy places the organism in Eukaryota, Viridiplantae, Streptophyta, Magnoliopsida, Solanales, Solanaceae. The record is from RefSeq and is a predicted model, not a curated record.